CAUGUGAACCCUGUCUGUCCCCUCAACAGGCAACGGCACUGGUGCAGAAUGGCUGACCUCAGUCUUGCAGAUGCGUUAACAGAGCCACCUCCAGAAAUCGAGGAAGAGAUCAAGCGGGACUUCAUGGCCACCCUGGAGGCAGAGGCCUAUGAUGAUGUUGUCGGGGAAACUGUUGGGAAAACAGACUAUAUUCCUCUUAUGGAUGGUGAGGAGAAGACUGGGAACUCAGAGUCAAAGAGGAAACAGUGCAUGGAUACCAACCAGGUUGAAGGUACUCCAUCUUCUAAGCCAACGGUGCUAGCCAACGGUGACCAUGCAAUAGAAGGGAACAAUACUGCAGGGUCUCCAACUGAAUUCCUGGAUGAGACAAUGGCCUACCCAGAAUAUCAGAACAGCCAGAACUGGCCGGAAGGUGCAGACUUUUGUUUCCAGCCUGGGCAAACGAUGAACCCUAUGCCGACUGAUCCCUUUAAGAUGCACCAUGAUGAUAGUCUGGCAGAUCUGCUCUUUCUCUCCAGUGGAACAACAAAUGCUCCAACAUUUGUGAGGCAAAGUGAUCCCCAGGAGGAGCGUCAUGGUAUGUCUUCCUGUGACACAUUUGCUCCUGCCACUGUUGCUCCUCAGGGAUGGUCUGUGCCAGCCCCAAACUCUGCACAGUCAGAACCCUUUGUUCCUGCAGAGGACAUUAGGGAGCCUUCAUGGCCAGCCACAGACCUGGCUGAGGAGAUGGAACUGGCAUCAGGAGAAGAACAGCCACUGACAGAAGCAUUAGACGUGAUAGCAGGACAGAAGACAACCGACAUGGCACCAUGUAGAGAAACAGAGGUGGUCCUGGCCAAGGUCAUGGCACCAGCCACAGAAACCAAAGUAGCAUCGGCUAAAGAUACAGCGCAAGCCCCUAGUUUGGAUGUGACACUAAUCAAGGACACACAGCCAUCCACUGAAUCAGAUACACCUCUAGCCAAGGACAUGGCGCUACCCAUAGAAGCAGAGGCUGCUGCAGUGGAGGAUGUCAUACUGCACACAGGAGCAGAUAUGUGUUCAGCCGAGGAUGAGGUGCUGCGCCCAGAACCGGAAGCGGCCCCAGGCAAGGAGGAUAUGAUAGAGAGAGCACCACCAACGGAUUCGGCCCCACAGCAGACCCUGAUUCCACCCGCAGACACAGGGAUCACUCUGGCCAAGGAUGUGGUGUCACUCUGCGAAAUGGAAGCAGAACUGGCAAAGGACAGUGUGUCAUCUGUGGAAGUUUCUCCAGCUAAGGAGAUGGCUUUGUCCUCAGAAACAGAGGUGGCCCUGGCAAGGGACAUGGUCCUGCUCCCAGAACCCCUGGUGGUCUUGGCUGAGGAUGUAGCUCUACCCUUAGAGAGAGAGAGUUCUCCAGUGAAGGAUAUGGCAGCACCCCCAGAAAUGGAAAUGGCCCCAAACAAAGAUAGGGCCAUACCCCAAGAAACAGAGGAGGCCUUGGGCAAGGAUGUCGCUCUGCCACCAGACACAGAGGUGGCCCACGUCAAGGAUGUGACUCCACUGUUAGAAAAGGAGGUGGCCUCAGUCAAGGAUGCAUCUCCGCCUCCACAAACAGAGGCGUCCCUGGGUAAGGAUGCAGUGCUGCCCCCUGGCACAGAUGUGACUCUGGCUAACAAUGUGCUUCCAGCCCAGGAUGUCUCACAACCCUUAGAAACAGAGGUGGCGCCAGUUCAGAAAGAUACAGAGAUGGCACAGAGCCAGGAAGGGCUAAGUGAAGAUCCCCAGCUAGCGUCCCUCCAGAGUGAGGGAUGGUCACCUGCACCUCCCAGCCUGAUGUCAGCAGAACCAAUCAAAGGCACAAGCCAAAAGCACAGCUUGCCAGCAGAUGAAGAACCUGGGUUAGAGAAAUUAGAACAAAAGAAACCAGUCAACAGUCAGCUUGCUGAAGCUUCUGCAGAGACUUCAGGUGCCCCUCUCACACAAGGCAGACAAGUUUGCAGACCCAGUGACCGCAGGGCAGCGCGGGCCAGGCCUGCCAGGGUCCUUCCUGAGUUGCCGGGAGGCUCUUCUUCUUGGAAGACUCUUGAGCCCAGGCUGGGCUCUGCCCCUAGGGCCGAGUCGGAUUGGGUCUCUGGCUCGUCUUUCUGUGGUGAGCCUGGGAGCCAAAAGAAGAACGCUCACACGGGCUUCCUUGAACCCCAGAGGGAUCUUGGCAGGGAGGCCUGGGACCCAGAAAGCACCCCAGUGAUGAUGAAGAAAAAGAAGAAGAAACCAAAGCAAAAGAGAUACGCUCAACCCCAGGUUGGGGGGCAGUGGGAUGACAGCAGUGCAGAUGAGCCCAGGGGUCAUCCCUCUGCAGCUGCUUCCCUCAGACCUGGCGUCCUCUCCAGCCAAUCUACCGUGCUCAGCCCAGAGUGUGGAUUUGUUGCCAGAGAAAGCAUGAGAAGGAGGGAGCAUGUGCUUGACUCCAGAGCAGCCAGACAGGGAGGCGAGAAUUUCAUCUCUGAGAGCGUUAGAGCCCCUUCAUGUCCAGAAGAACUUCCAGCAACUGCAGUCAGUGCUGAGCCCAAACUAAGAAGAGAGAAGCAGGGAAAAGAUAACAGUUCAGUGCCACCGAGCCACGAGAAAUUGCCACGGCACGAUGAAUACAAGCCAAGGCCUGCACCCCACCGGGAGACUCCUGUGGAUAAAAGCCAGACAGGGGCCCCUCCUGGUCUGAAAGGUCCCCUGACAGAGGUGCCUAUGCACACACUGGCAGCUCCUUCAGAGAUCAGACCCGAAGAGGGUAUGACUUGCUCCCCUGUCUCGGACCAGAAGGCUCUGGGUGCGGUUUUAAAACCCCCAUCAGUGGAAGAACUGCCUAAUUUGACAGCCAUUUUGACAGCAAGUAACCCAAUAGAAAAUAGUCUAAAAGAAGGGAAUGAUGAAAGCAAAAUGACUAACCUGCAGGAUGUCAAACAGAAAGAGUUUUCAGAAGAAGCCAGAGAGGUUAAAGAACCAAAAAGGGAAGCACUUUCCAAGCCAAGAGAAGAAAUCAGCAUCUUUGCGUCUGAACAGCCACAUGGGCAAGUGUUAGAUCAGGGCUCUGGGCAAGGGGAUGAGCCAGUGAAGAGAGUGGCCGGUGACGGCAAAAGCAAGAAAGGGCGGGGGAGUUCUGGGAGAGUGCGGGCGGGCGCCGGGAAGGUGAGAGCCAAGACAGAGCUGCCGUUGCUUCUGGAUGGUGAGAAGGAUGGAAGGGCUGUUCUGGGGCCCGGAGAGCCCAUCCCUAAGACUGAAAGCGUGGCUGGCCAGGAUGAGACAGCAGGGCUGGGGCUGGGCUCUUCAAAGCUACCAGGGACCGUGACUGGUGUCCCCGAGGCCGGGGUGAUGGGGGAGCCCAAGGAGCUGACCAGCCCGAGGGUGGGAAGUGCCAUGCAGGGCCUAAGUCUCUUGGAAAACGGGUCAGGCCUGACUCAGCCUUCGGAUGCUAAUAGGAGAGAAAGAGGAGCCUCAGUCAAAAUUCAGAGUGUCAGUAUUCAGAGCAAGCAAGGAAAGUGGCCUUGGGUGGAUCAUGAGUCAACUCCCUGGAUUUCUGAAAAGCCCAGGAAGAGAGAUAAUGAAGGCAAAACCAAAAAGUUUAAAAAUAAUUACCCCAUACAGACUGCUAGAAUGGAGGACAAGGAGGAAAUCCUCAACUCAGCUUUUGUGGAGAAGGAUGGAGACAGUACUAGUAGUAUUUCCCUGAAAAACAAGGGACUGGGCCUCAUUUUCCCCAAGGCACCAGACCCUGUGUUCUCACAUACAUCAGAUGCACCCACUGUGGAAGUAGUUGACAGAAAGGGUGAGAGUGUUGAGGUUGAUUCUGUUGAACUUGGGGCUGUUGAGGGGAGCAAAACACGCACGAUCAAGGAACCAGCUGCCAGGGUGACAGAUGUGAGCUCUCCAGACCAAACUCAGGUGGCAGGAUUUGUUCCCUCAGUAGUGUCUGAGGAGAACAAGACUGAAACCGCCAAGGGAUGCACCGCAGCGGCUGACAACUCAAAUAACAGGGAUGAUGGAAAAAAUAAAAAGGUUAAAAAUAGUUUUCCUGAGAAGCCCAUUCUGGAGAAUAAGAUAGAUGCAGCAAAAAUACAUGUUGCCAUGGAAACCGCUGGGAACCACAGAAUUGAAGGGAUGGGCUAUGUGGAUGAAAAUAGAAAUAUUACAUUUACCUGUCCCAGUACACUGUCAGGGCUGAUAAAGUCAGCUACUCCAGAGACUCUGGGAUUGGCAACCUGUGAAAAACUCCCUCCUGCUCCGCCGGUAGCGAAGGACAGGGAUUCCUUACCAGACACCUUGUCAAAAAGUGGGCAGGGAAGAGCCCCGGCCCCAAUUUCCAAAUUAUUAGUAGAAGAUAACUGCAAGAAAGAUGGAGCCCUGGAGCAAGAAAGACCCAAGGCCCCCUCUGCUGUUCUGUCCACGACAAGCACAGCAGGAGUUGUCCCGACUUCCACAGCAGCCCUAGAAACAGUUAACAGUCAUGGAGAUCCCUGGCAUAAGAAUAAAGGUGAGCUCGAUGACCCUAUGAAAAAUGAACCAGGGAUCGAUAAAGGGCAUGUGGUGGGAGAAUCCGAGUUGGGACACCACGAUGCCUCUAAGUGCUCAGUCCAGCAAACUCCAGACCCAGCACAAGGUCACCUUCUUACUCGACUGCCCGCAGACCAGAGCCUGCCAGGAGAGGCCCAAGGCCUCGGAGUAAAGACAGACCGGGGUGGCUUCCCAGCAUCUCCAGCGAACCUAAAGCAGGUAACUGAGAGAGGCUCUGUUCCAGCCCAGACUCCUGACUUACUGGGAGACAAAACACAAAAACUCAACUUCAGUGCGGACCAAAAUGCUGAAGAUGCAGACUCUAGGGAUUUAGAGAAUUUGGAGAAGGAGACUGAUUUGACUCUUUUGCCUCCAAAAGGUGAAAAGGAUAAAUCAAAAGAAAUUAGUCUGGCUUGUAAAGUUGCAGAAUUGGAAUGUGUUUCCCUGCCAAUACCAGAACUCCAUUCCAGUUUCUCAUGUGGCAAAGUUGAAGUUCCUCCUGCAGGGAUGGAUGAUAAAUUAGUAAUGACUGCUUCUAAGGGUCUCCAGCUCCCAGAACUCAAAGAUACCAUCAUAGAAGCAUCUCAGAAAAUGGCAGAAAAAUCUGAACCAAAAACACUGGCCGAAGGGAGGAGGGAAGAUAAAGGCAGAACAACAGAACCAGUGAAAGGCUACAUGAGACCUACCAAGUCCCGAGGACUUACUCCACCUUUGCCAAAGUCUGCAGUCCAGGAACGAGAGCGACCCCGGCAACCAAAGUCCAGUGGAAUAGCCAGGUCAGAAGAAGGAAAGGUGGCUGUGAGUGUGACCGGAAAUGACAUCUCUACCCCACCAAACAAGGAACUCCCACCAAGCCCAGAGAAGAAAACCAAGCCUUUGGCCACCACUCAACCUGCAAAGACUUCAACAUCGAAAGCCAAAACACAGCUCACUCCUGUCCCUAAGCAUCCAGCUCCUACCACCUCUGGUGGGUCGAAUAAAAAACCCAUGAGUCUUGCUUCAGGCUUAGUACCAGCUGCCCCACCCAAACGCCCUGCUGCUGCCACUGCCAGGACUUCCACCUUACCUUCGAGAGACACAAAGCCAAAGCACAUUUCAGAGGCAAAGGUUCCUGAGAAGCAGGCCUUGCUGUCCAAGCCCGCCUCAGCCCUGGCCCUCAGACCCGGGCCCAAGAGCUCCUCAGCUGCUCCGAAGGUUGCACCAGCUGCUGCUCCUGCUUCCUCGGGGCCAAGCAGUAGAAACCCUCCAGCGUCGGUGCCCAAGAGGCCUGCCGCUAUUAAGACUGAAGGCAGACCCGCAGACACGAAGAAGACGACGGUGAAGUCUGCACCAGCUGACCUGAGUCGCUCCAGGAGCACCCCUACCGGCUCUGGAAAGAAAACCACCACUCCCGCGGGGGCAGCACCCCCGGCCGCAGUGGCCGCCACUCGAGUCAAGCCCACCCCGCUUUCCCGACCCUCUGUGUCUCCUUCCGUGGACAAGAAGCCCACCACGGCCAAGCCCAGCUCCUCUGCCCCCAAGCUGAGCCGCCCAGCCACCGCAGCUCCGGCCCCCGAUCUGAAGAACGUGCGCUCCAAGGUGGGCUCCACAGAGAAUAUGAAGCACCAGCCUGGAGGAGGCCGGGCCAAAGUAGAGAAAAAAACAGAGGCGGCUCCCACAGCUCGAAAGCCCGAACCUAAUGCAGUCACUAAAACAGCUGGUCCCAUUGCGAGUGUGCAGAAAUCGCCUGCUGGGAAAGUCCAGAUAGUCUCCAAAAAAGCGAGCUACAGCCAUAUUCAGUCCAAAUGUGGUUCCAAGGACAAUAUUAAGCAUGUCCCUGGAGGUGGGAAUGUCCAGAUCCAGAGCCAGAAGGUGGACAUCUCCAGGGUCUCCUCCAAGUGUGGGUCCAAGGCGAACAUCAAGCACAAGCCUGGUGGUGGUGAUGUCAAGAUUGAAAGCCAGAAGCUGAACUUCAAGGAGAAGGCCCAGGCCAAGGUGGGAUCGCUGGAUAACGUGGGCCAUCUGCCUGCUGGAGGCACCGUGAAGAUUGAGACCUACAGGCUGACGUUCCGGGCAAAUGCCAGGGCCCGCACCGACCACGGGGCCGACAUUGUCUCCCGGCCCCCUCACUUCCCUGGCUCCCGCGCCCUCGGCUCCCUGUCCCGGGCUGCCCACUAGACCUGUGAGUGCCCACUCGGGUGCCAGGCAGCCCUACUAGGCCCCUCCCCUGCUCCAGGCAGCGGCAGGCCUGGCCCCCUGCUGCUUUGCUCCUGUCCCGUCCCCGGCCACUGCCCUGCUGCAGGGUAGGGAGGGGAGUCUCGUGGGGUCUAGGAGGGAGGAACUGGAUUCCUACUCCGAUGUUUGGUUUUUUGGACCAAACGCAAAAGAAACUGACAUACCCUCCCUCCUCCCCGGCCAACCUGGAGGGAUGCGUGGGGUGGGUUCUGGGUGGUGGCCCAGCGCACACGGACUGCGUCCCUGGAGCCUCCAAGCCUCCGCCUCACUCACCCUGUGACCCCACAAUGGCGCCCACCGAGCAGGUGGCCCCGGGCCCUCCCGCUCCCCGCCUUAGUUAGGGGCCACGCCGCGCGCUGCUGCUUAGCAUCCCUGCCUAGCUGUCGUCGCACCUCCUUUCUUGUUUCCCGGUAACCUAUCACCAGUGGAGUAGUUGUGCAGGUUGAAGCCAUGUCUAAGUGAGGGGCGCAGUAGGUGCAAAGGGGGUGGGGAGGGAGAAGCCAGGCCUCCACCAGGAGGGCGAGGGUGUUGGUGCUGCCCUGCGUGGGGCAGCAUGGGGCCCUGGACGCCGUGGGCGGGAUGCCGUGGGCGGGGGGGCAGCCUGGGGACGGGCUGGUUGUGCUGGCGUUUCGUGUGUAUGCUGCUUUUUUCUUUUCUAACCAAGAGGCUGGGUUUGGCAUCUGUCUGUCUCGUUCCCUGGGAUUUGGUGGGCACUGUGUGACGUGAGGCCAGUGCUGCAGAAGCAGGAGUGGGCCGUGGGGUCAAAAUCCUGACCUGCCACCCUGGGGCACCCACGGCCUCGUCCAGGGGACCCUCAGGUGGCCAGGCAUGUGGACAGUUGGGAAUCAGGUCUGGAAAUUGGAAAAGGAGGCAUGAGACUGGGGCCCCUUACUCCCUUCUGGCUGAGUGGAGGGGCCGGCCGCAGUGAUCCCGGGGACCGUAUGGACACAAAGAUUCUUAUUGCACUUGUAUUUUUUGUAUUAAAAGUUUGCAUGGUUUCUAAUAAAGGAUUAAAACGUAAGUUUGUAGUGAAGUGGCCUGGGAGGUUCCAAGCGCUUCUCCAGAGGGCAUUUUCUGCUGCGCAGACUUGCCUCGGAGAGGCAGCAGUGGCAGCUGCCUUGGACGUGACUCCGGCCCCCUCAGGACCUUCACCCCAGGGUCCCUGGGUCUCAAGGGAGGUAUGCCCGUGCCAGAAGCAGCUGUUUCCUCGGGGAGGCGCGUACUGGACAGUGAGCUGGGCUACUGCCUUCAUGCUGUCUGCCGUGCCAGCGACACUAGGGCACUGGUACUGUCGCCAGGUGGCAGCGGGGAGAAGGAAGCAGGGGGCGCUGAGGGGGUGACAGUGUCCAAAGGCACCUGCUCCCCUGCUAGGGUCCAUCCUGGGGCCAUCGGGAAACUAAAGUUGGUGCCAGGCUCUGGGUCCUUGGACAAGGGCUGGGGAAAGGAAGUGGCUGAUGUGGGAGCGUUCUAGGCUGGGCCACCAGUCCACCCUGAGAGGCCAUCUAGGCCCUGCGCCCCUCACGUGUCCUGCAAGCCGGAGGACCUGCGAAGGCUCACCUGACAGAUGGGGACCAUCGGCCCCUGUGUGAUGCGGACUACUUUGCAGCCACUUAGGGCUGGGACUUUCUGCACUUCCCAGCUUGCUGUGGUUCAGCCAUUACCCAUGUCUGUGUUCUGUUGUACUGAUUUAAGAGUAAAUAAAGCUGCCUGAUGUUCCACACGCAG
Molecule: messenger RNA, 8448 nt
Organism: Chinchilla lanigera (long-tailed chinchilla)
Lineage: Eukaryota; Metazoa; Chordata; Mammalia; Rodentia; Chinchillidae
Gene: Map4
Product: microtubule-associated protein 4
Exons: 18
Coding region: 49-6666 (2205 amino acids)
Biological process (GO): neuron projection development; microtubule cytoskeleton organization
Cellular component (GO): neuron projection
Molecular function (GO): microtubule binding
Source: RefSeq, a predicted model, not a curated record